AUUUGUAUCAGCGCCUUCAUAUAUCAUGUCUUGCUUGGUCAUCUGUGUAGUCUGAAACAGUAUUGAUGAUUCUAUCGGUGACCUCUGUGAUGCAAACGAUUGCGAUUGGCUACAUCUGGAGGUUAGAAAUGGAGACUUUUAAUCAGAGACUUAACACCUUCAUAGACUCAUGGAUGGGUCCCAGAGAUGAGAGGGUUCGUGGAUGGCUGCUGCUGGAUAACUACCCUCCCACCUUUGCACUGACCGUGAUAUACCUGCUGAUCGUAUGGGCGGGUCCAAAGUUCAUGAGACACAGGCAGCCACUGUCUUGCCGCGGUUUCCUGGUGGUCUACAAUCUGGGCCUGGCGCUGUUGUCCCUCUAUAUGUUUUCGGAGAUGGUGUCUGCUGUGUGGGUCGGGGGUUAUCAUUUCUACUGCCAGGACACGCGCAGUGCAGGAGAAGCAGAUACUAGGAUCAUACAUGUCCUGUGGUGGUACUACUUCUCCAAGCUCAUAGAGUUUAUGGACACCUUCUUCUUCAUCUUACGGAAGAACAACCAUCAGAUUACCUUUCUGCACAUCUACCACCAUGCUAGCAUGCUCAACAUCUGGUGGUUUGUCAUGAACUGGGUGCCCUGUGGUCACUGCUACUUUGGUGCAUGCUUGAACAGCUUCAUCCAUGUUCUGAUGUACUCCUACUAUGGGCUCUCUGCCAUCCCGACAAUGCGGCCUUACCUUUGGUGGAAGAAGUACAUUACACAAGGACAGCUGAUUCAAUUCUUUUUGACCAUGACCCAGACAAUCUGUGCAGUCAUUUGGCCGUGUGGUUUCCCCAAAGGUUGGCUGUAUUUCCAGAUAUCCUAUAUGGUCACACUUAUUGCUCUUUUCUCAAACUUCUAUAUUCAGACCUACAAGAAACGCAGUGUUUCACAAAAGAAGGAGUGUCAUCGGAAUGGCUCCGCUUCUCCGUUGAAUGGCCAUGUCAGUGGGGUUACACCCAUUGAAACCAUUACGCACAGGAAAGUGAGGGCGGACUGAAGCUGGAGUGACCUCACAAUCCUAACCGUUUUACAUAUCUACCUAUAUAAUGUUGCUAAGGGAAAUGUAUGACUCAUCAUGACGACGUGCCAGGAGAGACAAGCAGGUUUAUUCAGAAGAGACAAAAAAAGCCAUACUUAUCUGAGGAGAUUCCAAAAGUUUUGCACACCUGUUAUUAUUCAUAUUGAAUCAAAUUUAAUUACAGCUAAUUAACAAGAAUAGCAGAAGGAAUACAGAACAGGAGAGUAAAGUAGCUCCAAAGACACAUUUCCUGUUAAUGCUGCAAUGUUAGUUUUAAUUAUACGUAUAUCCUUUGUUCCUUUGUUUUUGAAUUCACUACAUAUGCACGUAUCUACAUGCUUUUCCAUUAGGAUACGAUUUUGUAAAAGGUACCGUCUAUCUCAAAUGACCCCCGGAAUGUUAUUACAGUCAGGUCCUAUUUAGCAUUAACCUUUAGUUGUUUCUUUUUUCAAACCAUGUAACUACCAUGUGCAUAGGAGACAAUGCUGUCCCAGUGAAUAUAUUCAUUGAAUAACUUUAUCUAGUGAGUAUGGCAAAUCUCCGUAGAGAGGUUCAUCUUGAUUGUAUGCAUUGCAAAUGCGUUACUCAGGAGUGCUAUAGUUCAAAACCAGUUGCAAUAAUAGUUUGACUAUAUCAGUUGAUCAGGUUUGGAAAGUAUUUUGCCAUCAAAUGGCACUUGUGUCAGAACAACGAGUUCUGUGAACGAGAUUUGUGUUUUAGGUGUUGCUUUAGAUAUUGCUAUUGUAGUAGCAAAAGUUUACAUACAAGGACAUUUUAUGAGAUCACCAACCCCUGGUGGACAGAUGCAGGUAGCAAAUUCAAAAUCUGAAGGAAUUAUGUGAGUUUGACGUGUGUGACAGGACUCUGAGCCUAGGUCCUCUCUAGGUUUCUUCCUAAAAUUCGGCCUUCUUAGUGAGUUUUUCCUAGCCACGGAAAUUCAACACUACUGUUGUUUGCUCCUUGGGGUUUAAGGCCGGGUGUUUCUGUAAAAGCACUUGACAACUGCUGUUGUAAAAAGGGCUUUAUAAAUACAUUUGAUUGAUUGAUUGACAUUAUAACAGCCCAUUGCUAGUAGCUACUACACAAGACAAUUCCCCUACUAUAGCAAGUUCGUUUGUUUAUAUCUAAUAAUUUCCCAUUGUAAAAUAUUCAUGACAAACGUUAUUGCAGCAUAUUAUACUGCAGAAAUUAUAGUGUCAUGUAUUGCAUUCAAAAUAGUCUGUUGAAAUACAUUUGUCCUCUCAAAAAUCUGAAUUAAGCCCCCCUGAAACAUACAUUCUGACGUUGUCAGUGUCUCUCUGCACCAGUCAUCUCAGUAAUUAGAAUGAUCUAUAGGUCUACACUUUCAAUUUCAACCUCCACUCAAUGGAAUGCAGAAAUAAUGAACGAAUACCGUACACAGAUGUGUACACUAAACUUAAAAGUAUUUAACAUAGUUUAUACAGUAUGCAUGUUUCAUGCCGUAUUUUAAAGAAACUAUUCACUCUUACACUCGUGUUUGUUUCACUAAUUAGAUUAAAAUCACGCUACACACCACAAUCUAACACCACAACGUGUGAUAUGUGUCAGUUGAGCUUUCUCCAAGCGCUGUCCUUAACAAUGUUGCUACUGAUGUUUAAAAAUGGUAAACUUGCUUCCUUAAAGGUAGACUCGGCUAAAUAACGUAAAUGCAGAAGUAAACAGCAUAAUGGUUCAUUUUCGUCAUCAAGCAUUAAACAUCUAUGCUCUACUUUGUCUCAGCUUCUGUCCUGUGACUAUAUGCUGUAGAAGCAUUAAAUGAACCUGUACCCAUGCAAAGAUACUGUAUAACUGUGUGAUAACGAAGUCAUGCAUAUUCCCUGUCUAAAUAUUUGCUGUGUGGCUGAAGGUAUCGUUUCUCUUAAAUCUGCUUUUAUACUACAUACGGUGUCGUGGUUGAAUACUCCUUUCUGAUUGGCUUGAAGGCAUUCUAGAGCAUGCAUAAUUUCUGCACUGUAUAUCCACGAGGUAGAUUUGAUAGCCACGGCGUUCUUCAAGCCAGCUAGUUUGGUUAAGAUGAAUAUUCUAGCUGGAAAAUACUUGCUAGCUACAAUAUUUUUUUCUUACACACACACACACACACACACGGGCUGUCCGUGUUUACCCUAAUUAUUGUAGUCCAUAUAUGCCUUAAUCAUAAAACACAGGAGCCAAAUUAUCAACUUCUGUUGUAGGCCAACCAAAAAAAAAAAAAAUUAUACUGAUUGAUCUUUUAAACAAUCACAUUAGCUCUUUUCACACCAGAUAUUUUUCAGAGCUGAUCUGAUUAGUCCAGUCCAGUAGUUAAAAUGUUAGCAAUGGGUUGCCUGUCAAAAUGUAAUGCUUCGAAAGCCAUUUACAGCAACUAAUCUCUGAAACAUUGAAAUGCUUGUCUGUGUUAGCUAACUGAAUGAUUUUAUCAAGUAUUAAAAUGUGGUUGGAUGAAUGACUCAUUUUGAGAAACAGAAUUACGCAUGUAUGAACAGACAGAAAGAUCAGCUUUAUAUUGUAGUCUCUAGAAAUGUUUUCAGCUUUCCAACAAUGCAAAUAAAGCCAGUCGUGAAGCUUUUGCAUUUAUGAUGUCACAAAGAUUGCAAUUAAUAAAUUCUUGAAUGUUUCAUCUGUAUAUUCUUUGGCGUAUUUCAGGCAUUGUUUAAAGUUAACUAUGAAGUGACAGCCAGUAUUCCUCAAUUGUACCAGGAAAUCAGGAAAUCUGAUUUUAAUCACUUUGAAUUAAACAAAAUCUAUGUGGUUAAUGUUUAGAUUGUCACCUUUACUUUGAAGGAAUUUUCAGCAUUUUGGGUGUGAAACCGUACAAGAGUUGACCAAAAGAUGCCCAAAGAAGUAAGAACCCCAUGGUAACAUAAAUGGAUCUCAUUCCACAAUCAAUGUC
Messenger RNA from Esox lucius (northern pike), 3927 nucleotides. It is a transcript of the gene elovl5, whose product is annotated as ELOVL fatty acid elongase 5. NCBI's taxonomy places the organism in Eukaryota, Metazoa, Chordata, Actinopteri, Esociformes, Esocidae. The transcript is spliced from 8 exons. Gene Ontology annotation, cellular component: endoplasmic reticulum; endoplasmic reticulum membrane. Gene Ontology annotation, molecular function: fatty acid elongase activity. Bases 66 to 1016 code for a protein of 316 amino acids. Gene Ontology annotation, biological process: very long-chain fatty acid biosynthetic process; fatty acid elongation, monounsaturated fatty acid; fatty acid elongation, saturated fatty acid. The record is from RefSeq and is a predicted model, not a curated record.